AAAAGGAAGAAUAGCGCCGCGCCGCAGCCAGUUGUUUUCGUCGGCCCAAAACCCUAGCGCCCUCCCCCUCCCCCUCCCCCUCCACCGCCGCCGCUGCCGCCGACGACGAUGGGGAAGCGCCCGCGCCACGGCGGCUCCGGCCGGUCCCGUUCGCCCUACUUCGAGUCCAAGAUCCGCCGCCUCAUCUCCGAGGGCUGUCUCUCCGGCUCCUCCGCCGAGGACGUCGCCGUCGCCCUCCGCUCCCGCUUCCCGGAGUUCCGCCGCCAGAAGCUGGAACCCUUCACCGCCGCCAUCCGCCGAACCCUCAACGCGAUCGCCUCCAACUCCAACUCCGACUCCGACUCCGCCGCCGACGAGGACUCCCACGCCUCCACUCCCUCCCGCCCCCGCCGCCGCCAUGACGCGCAUGCGACCGCCUCCUCCUCCACCUCCGUCUCCGACGAGGCGGCACACCCACCGCCUCCCCCUGUCUACGACGUCACCAAGUCCAUGCUCCGCUCCCAGUACAUCUCCCAGACUCCCAAACGAGACCCCGGCAGCAACCAGCAACUGGAAAUCGACGUCGCUGCCGAGAAGCCCCGCCGCUUCAUCACCUCCGAUGGCGGCGCCGGUGGUGAGGCGAAGCCCGAGGCGGCUCUAUCUGGUGAAGGAGGCGACAGAGGGAGCAAGAGGCCGACGUUUUCUGAUCUUGGAGGGAUGGAAUCGGUGAUAGAACAGCUGAUGAUGGAGGUGGUGGUGCCCCUGUGCCAUCCGGAGGUGCCGCGCUGGCUUGGGGUUAAGCCUGUGGCUGGCCUGCUGCUGCACGGGCCACCUGGUUGCGGGAAGACCACCCUCGCGCACGCCAUCGCCAAUGAGACCGGUGUGCCGUUCUACAAGAUAUCGGCGCCGGAGGUUGUCUCUGGUGUCUCUGGGGCUUCUGAGGAAAACAUCAGAAGCUUGUUUAAGAAGGCGUACAGGACUGCUCCUUCAAUUGUAUUUAUAGAUGAGAUAGAUGCAAUUGCAUCCAAGAGGGAGAAUCUACAACGAGAAAUGGAACGACGGAUAGUUACACAGCUAAUGACAUGUAUGGAUGAAUACCACCAACAAAUUGGCACUGGUAGUGGUGAUGCUGGUCCAGAAUCAUCUGAAAAGAAACCUGGCUAUGUUAUUGUUAUUGGAGCUACAAAUAGACCUGAUGCUGUUGACCAAGCACUUCGUAGGCCAGGAAGGUUUGAUCGAGAGAUAUCUCUUGGUGUUCCAGAUGAGUAUGCACGAAAAAAAAUACUAAUGAUGCUUACUCGGAAUCUUCGACUGGAAGGCCAGUUGGACUUGUUCAAGAUUGCGAGGGCCACAUCAAGCUUUGUUGGUGCAGACUUGAAGGCAUUGGUGGAUAAAGCAGGGAACCUAGCAAUGAAGAGAAUAAUCGACAGAAGAAGAGCUCGAUUUCGCCAAGAGCAUGAUGGAAACAGCAAGCAAGACUGGUGGAGACAACCUUGGGAUUCUGAUGAGGUAGAGGGCUUGAGUAUUACCAUGGAUGACUUUGAGGAAGCAACCAAGAUGGUUCAACCAUCUUUGAGAAGAGAAGGAUUUUCUUCUAUCCCUGAUGUCACAUGGGAUGAUGUUGGAGGCCUUGAUUCACUAAGGAAAGAGUUUGACCGCUACAUUAUCCGAUGUAUCAAGCACCCUGAAGAAUAUAAGACAUAUGGAUUGAAUAUGCAAGCUGGAUUCUUGCUGUUUGGACCACCUGGCUGUGGGAAAACAUUGAUAGCAAAAGCAGUUGCGCAUGAGGCAGGGGCAAAUUUUAUUCAUAUUAAGGGGCCUGAGCUGCUGAACAAGUAUGUUGGCGAGAGUGAAUCAGAAGUUAGGAAAAUUUUCAUCCGCGCACAAACUAAUACCCCGUGCAUCCUUUUCUUUGAUGAGGUAGAUGCUUUGACAACAAAAAGAGGGAAAGAGGGGGGAUGGGUUGUUGAACGUCUCCUAAACCAGUUGCUUAUUGAACUUGAUGGUGCUGGUGAACGUAAAGGUGUUUUUGUUAUUGGAGCUACAAACAGAAUCGAUGUGAUAGAUGAUGCAGCACUUCGGCCUGGUAGAUUUGGCAAGAAACAUUAUGUACCUUUACCCGGUGCAAAUGAGCGGGUUUCGAUAUUGAGAGCACUUGCUCGAAACAAACCUAUAUCCCCCAGCGUUGAUUUGGGUGCACUGGCACGUAGGGAGGAAUGCAGCAAUCUCACUGGUGCUGACCUAGCAUCAAUGGUGAAUGAAGCUGCCAUGGCAGCAUUGGAAGAGAGACUGGAGUUCCUGGAGAAUGGGGAAUCAUCAAUGAGCUCAUCAUCUUCUAUUGAACUCCCUCAUUUUGAACGUGCUCUAGCCAAAAUGCAACCAUCGGUAUCUGAGCAGCAAAGGAAGCACUAUGAGGCGCUUUCUAGGAAGUACUCGGCGAGCUGAUAUUUCGCCAUGCUUCAGAUGCAUUUUUGUCUCUGAAUUGCCGAAUCUCAACUCUCAAGCCGGCUUGCAGGCAGGGAAAAUAGAGGUUUCGUUUUGCAAUCAAUUUUGGUUUUGCUUUAUUUCUCUUUUUUUCCUUCAUAUUAGAGCAAGUAUAAUACCAGUCUAUAAGCUGACUAUAUGCUUAUGUGGAGAAGAGAGUAGAUGAGAGAGUGUAAGCAGGCUGUAAGUUUAUAGCCAACUUGAAAACAGAAACAAGAAACUCUAUGAGAGUGAUAUGUGAGUCCUGUAUUAAUAAUGAAGAGCUAACUAGUAUAUAGGUGGGCUAAGGGAAAGCUAUAAGACUUCUUAUAGUCACUUUGUUGGCUAUAUUAUUAGCCUUGCUCUUAGCAGGCCUACUGGCAAUUUUGUGCGUGCGACCUAAAUUAAUUAACAUAGUAGUAGAUGAUUGAGUGAGUAGUAUAAAUAUGCGCGAAAAAUAGCUCUUUUUUUUUCUUUUCAUUUAUUGUACAAUCAGUAUUCCCCUUGUGUUGUUGUAAUGGAACCAAUUGAGUA
Molecule: messenger RNA, 2976 nt
Organism: Oryza brachyantha (malo sina)
Lineage: Eukaryota; Viridiplantae; Streptophyta; Magnoliopsida; Poales; Poaceae
Product: cell division control protein 48 homolog C
Exons: 10
Coding region: 109-2424 (771 amino acids)
Biological process (GO): ribosome biogenesis
Cellular component (GO): nucleus
Molecular function (GO): ATP binding; ATP hydrolysis activity; RNA binding
Source: RefSeq, a predicted model, not a curated record